UCACUUGUUUGACCGUGACUUUAUUAAAGACCGCUUAAAAAUAAAAGACUGGAAACAUGAGAAAGGAUCCAUAACAAUGCUCGAAGAUCUUAUUAAAGAGAAUGACAUCAAUUUGGAUUCCAUCGGUUUAAACAGUGAUGACGUAGAAUUCAUCGGGGCACUUAUUGAAGGUGAUCGUGAUUUUUCAACUAAAAGUGCAAGAAAAAUACCCAAGUAUCUAUUCGAUAUUGUCAACAAUAAGCGUAACUCUGUAGAUGUUGACAAGUUUGAUUACUUCACACGAGACUGUUAUUAUUCAGGAACGAAACGACAGUUUGAUUUUUCACGGUUGAUGCGGCUCUCUCGUGUCAUGAAUGAUGAGAUAGUUUACUAUUAUAAAGAAUACUAUCAUAUUUAUGAAUUGUUUCACACGAGGUAUUCUUUGCAUAAAACGGUAUAUAAACAUCGCGUUGUUAGAGCAAUUGAUCACAUGAUGUGUGAUGUGCUUGAUGAUGCGAAGAAAUAUUUGGCAAAGAAGUUCGGUUUUGAAGAUUUUAAGGAUGCGAUCAGUAAAGGUGAAAAAUAUAUACGAUUAAGUGAUUCUAUUUUCCAUGAAAUUGAAUAUUCGCAAGCUAAAGUACUUGAGUAG
This is a messenger RNA of Racocetra persica, 628 nucleotides long. The record is from the annotation of a GenBank genome assembly. Lineage: Eukaryota; Fungi; Glomeromycota; Glomeromycetes; Diversisporales; Gigasporaceae.